AUGUCAGGAAACCGUUUCCUUAGAGAGCUUGAAGCUCUCGAAGCUGAUGAGGAUUUUGAUAAUUAUAUUCCACGUUACGACAAUAUUCCAAACUUUAGUCAUCCAAAUUUAACUCAUCAGCAUAACGAAACUCACGUUUUACCAGUUUCAAGUCAUAACGAUAACUUUUUUGACACUUUUACGCAAGAUGACAACCUUAUCAAUACGUUUACUGAUAUACCAGUCAUAUUCACUAAAACUCCAUUUAUUGUACAUGUGAGUUCCACUGAAGCAAUUGAUUUAAGCCCAGGAGAGGAGCAAAAAGACCAAGAAAUAGAUAUAGAUGUUGUCAGCACCACUCCAAACGGUACAUACGUAACGGACAUAUUGACAAGUAGCGUAAAUGAUAUUGAAUUUAACAGCGAUCAAGAGUAUCCAAGUAUUAUCGUUACUAAUGUUAGUGACUAUGGAAAAAACGGAAGUAUCAUUCUUAAUGAAGAAGCUAAAAGUACAAAAAACAUGGGUAACAUAGAAACAACUACCGGCAGAGAUUUGACAGAAGCUACAUUGUUAAUCGUAAAUAAAGAAAACAAAAGCACAGAAGAUAUAGCUAAAAUAGAAACAACAACUGGCCGGUAUUUAACGGAAGCUACAUCGGUAAUAGAAAACAAAGAAAGUAAAAGCACAGAAAAUACAGUUAAACUAGAAACAACAACGGACAGUAAUAUUAAAGAAACUACAACGGUAAUUUCAAAUAAAGAAAGUAAAGGAACGGAAAACAUAACUAAAAUUGAAACCACAACUAUCAGUCAGUAUCACGAAACUACAUCGACCCAUGUCGAGACAACUGAAAGAAUAGUAGUCUCUCUUUCUGCAACUUUCAACAUAAGCGAAGUUGAAAGUUCUGUCAACGAAACUACUCGCAAUCCUAGAGAAGAAACAGAAAAAGAUGAUCCUGAAUUUGCUGAAAAAGAAUCCCAAGAAUCGGAUGAGUCCAGUGAAGAAGACGAUGAAGACAUGAAUAUGGUCACAGGAAUUUUAUCGGCUCUUCUUGGAGGCCUUAGUAAGCCUGAUGGAGGUAUUGAUCUAGACGCAAUUGUUGGUCUUAUAGGCAGUUUAAGUACACAAAAUGAUGACGGUAGCUACGACUUUUCCGGAUUAACUGAAUUACUAAAAGGAUUUUUCGGGGGAGGUGGAGAUGGAGGAGGUGGUUCUGAUAUCGGUGCUUUCGCUGGAGGUUUAUUAGGUGCCGUCAUAAAAGGAAUUGCAGACCCACCUGGUGGUAAAGGUGUUGGAGUUUUAACCGCAAAACUAUUAUCAGGUAUUUUGCCAGCCUUGAGCGUUCAGGGAUUUAAUCCUGUGCAGUUCGUAAUAUCAACUGUAACAUCACUCUCCAACUCGAAACCGAAAGGAAAACCAUCCAAGAAAGAAUAA
Molecule: messenger RNA, 1413 nt
Organism: Diabrotica balteata
Lineage: Eukaryota; Metazoa; Arthropoda; Insecta; Coleoptera; Chrysomelidae
Source: the annotation of a GenBank genome assembly